CACAGACAUUUUAAAAGCCAGAACAUAUGCACUCUCUGUGGGAGAGGUUCAGACUUCAACUUUCCCUCUUCAUCUCCGUGGACGACGAUGUGGUCAAAGAUUUUUCUGAGUGUGCUCGUCUUUCAUUUGACUUCUGCAAAAUCUCAUGGGCCGUAAGAGAUCACAUAUUUCAAUAUGUCCUGAUGGUCCCUUCCGUGCUGCAGAGCAUCUCUCCGCAGAGACUGUGUGUACAGCUCUACAACCUUAGUGAGCCACUGUCCCUGAAUGUUCACUUGGAAUAUCAUGGCAUCAAUACCACGCUGUUUGAGGAAUCUGUGACAGAAAAUAAUUUCUUCCAAUGCAGAGAGUUCAAGGCUUCUCUUGCCACCUCUGACCCUUUGGCUUUCAUCACUUUCUCUGCCAAAGGCCACACAGUUCACCUGUCAGAGAGAAGGUCAGUGGCAAUUCAGAAUGUGGACGGCAUUGUCUUCAUCCAGACGGACAAACCCAUUUACAAACCUGGACAGACAGUGAUGUUCCGAGUCGUUUCUUUGGAUAACAAUUUCAAACCUGUUCAGGAGACGUAUCCCCUGAUCAUCCUUCAGGAUCCCGAGCGCAAUCGGAUCUUUCAGUGGCUGGAUGUAACAUCCAAGAAUGCCAUUGUCCAACUCUCAUUCCCGUUAAUCCAAGAGCCAAUCCUGGGGAGUUAUCAAAUCAUCGUUGAGAAGAAGUCAGGUGACAAAACGUAUCAUUGGUUCACUGUGGAGGAAUAUGUGUUGCCAAAGUUUGAAGUGAUGGUCAACGCACCAAAGAGGGUCUCUUUCUUGGAUCAAGAACUCAAAGUGAAUGUUUGUGCUGUCUACACCUAUGGCCAGCCUGUGCAGGGGAGAGUCCAGCUCAGUGUGUGCAGGAAGCACUAUACAGAAAAGUGUAACGAGACCCCCAAAGGAUUCUGUGAAGCUGUUACUGCAGAACUGGGGAAGGAUGGCUGCAUCACGAAGGUCAUCAACACCAAAAAAUUCAAGCUUUAUCAUCCCAGGAUGUUCUGGUUCCUUGAAGUGGAGGCAAUCCUCACAGAGGAUGGAACAGGAGUGCAGAUUAUAGACACUGACUACAUUUCCAUCUACGAGGCAAGGGAGAGAAUAUGGUUUGCGAACAUGGACACGUACUACAAAAGGGGAAUUCCUUACUAUGGAGAGAUUCAGAUGACAAAUGAGGAUGGCAUCCCUGUUGCAGAUGAAACCAUCAAGCUAGAGCUCAAUAAGAAGCAUGUGGCUGACUAUGUCACAAAUGAAAAUGGCAUUGCUCGGUUUUCCAUCGACACCUCUGAAUUCUUUGAGCCCAGUUUUAAGUUGAGAGCCACAUAUGCAGUAGAGGACUGUAGAGACCUUGUCUGGACGGACACUUACAUACCUGAGACGACCUACUAUGUCCAGCGCUUCUACUCCCGCACUAAUAGUUUUGUGAAGCUCGAGCACGUCCUGGAGAGGCUGAACUGUGGCCAGCAGAGGAGGAUCAUGGUGCACUACAUUUUGAACAAAGAGGGAUACAAGGAUGCCACCAGUGUGAACUUCUACUAUGUGGUGAUGGCAAAAGGCAUAAUUGUUCUGAAUGGCCAACAGCAAGUCAGCAUCACAGGUGAUCCUUAUGGCACAUUCUUCAUCUCGCUGACUGGCAGUGAGAAGCUGGCUCCCAGUGCCCAGAUACUGGUCUACACUGUGCACCCUGGGGGUGAGCUGGUGGCCGAUAGCACCAGACUCCAGAUUGAGAAGUGCUUCAAGAACAAGGUCCAGCUGCAGUUCUCCAAGAAGCAGGGGCUCCCAGCCUCUAACAUCAGCCUCCACCUUGAGGCUGCCGCCAACUCCUACUGUGCUCUGCGGGUUGUGGAUCAGAGCGUCCUGCUCCUGAGACCUGAGCAAGAGCUGUCUGCUGACACUAUAUACAAUCAACUCCGUGUGCAAGAGUAUUAUGGCUAUUACUACAAAGGGCUCAACCUGGAUGAUGAUGACAAAGAGCCGUGCAUCCCAGUCACAGACACCUUUUUCAAUGGCUUAUAUUAUGCGCCUGUGAACGUUACUCAUGACGGGGAUGUCUAUGGUGUUUUCAGGAAUAUGGGUCUAAAGGUUUUUACUAAUUCUACAAUACGGAAGCCAGUCCUGUGCCCAUCAGACAAAGUAUGCCUGAAAGAAUUCACACCCCACUAUGAUGGAUCUGUUGAGAAAGCUCUAGGUUACGGAAUGAUGAGGAGUCAGUCUAAUGUGAUAAAGACAGUUCGGAAAUUCUUCCCUGAGACCUGGAUUUGGGAUCUAGUUCAAAUCGAUUCUAAUGGAAAGGCCAGUGUUUCGUUCACCAUCCCUGACACCAUCACGGAAUGGAACGCCAACGCCUUCUGCCUGGAAGAGGAGGCUGGGUUUGGCAUAUCCCCAUCUACCUCCUUGACAGCCUUCCAGCCCUUCUUCGUUGACUUGACCCUACCCUACUCCAUUGUCCGAGGGGAAAAGUUUAACUUAAUAGCCAAUGUCUUCAACUACCUGAACAAAUGCAUUGAGAUCAGUACCGUACUGGAAGAGUCCAGGGAUUACAAGAUAGAGCCUCUUUCCUUAGAGGGCAACACUGCAAGGGUGUGUGCCAACGAGAGGAAAACCUCCUCCUGGACUAUUAUUCCUCAAAAACUGGGUAAUGUGAGCUUCACUGUUACUGCUGAAACAAAGUCAAGUGACGCAUCUUGGGAGCCGGGGAUAGAACGUGUGGACACUGUCGUGCAGCCGCUGUUAGUUGAGCCUGAAGGCAUCAAAAAGGAGGUGACCCAGAGCUCCCUCAUUUGCACAAAAGGAAGCACUGUCUCUGAAAUGGUGUCUCCGAAGCUGCCAGCAAACUUUGUGCAGGGAUCAGCCAGAGCUUCUUUUUCUGUCCUCGGGGACCUUCUGGGCAGGGCCAUGAGGAACAUGGAGAAUCUUCUCCGGAUGCCCUAUGGCUGCGGAGAGCAGAACAUGGUCCGGUUUGCUCCCAACAUCUACAUCCUGGACUAUCUGAAUAAGACGGGGCAGCUGACUAAAGAGAUUGAAUCCAAGGGCGUUAAAUACUUAGCAAGUGGGUACCAGAAGCAGCUGUCAUACAAACACCCAGAUGGAUCCUACAGUUCAUUUGGGACCAGAGACAAGGAAGGGAGCAUCUGGCUCACUGCUUUCGUAUACAAGUCUUUUUCACAAUCUAAACGCUACAUCUAUAUUGAUGACAACGUCCAAACUCAAACCCUGAUCUGGCUGGCAAGUAAACAGAAGCCAGAUGGCUGCUUCCAAAAUGUUGGGGAUCAUUUCAACAAUGCCUUGGAGGGUGGAGCAGAGGAUGGAAUUUCAAUCACAGCCUAUGUCACUGCAGCAUUGCUUGAGGCCGGACUACCCAGCUCGCACACAGUGGUCCAGAAUGGACUGUCCUGCUUGGACGCUGCAUCUGUCGGGAAUGUGGACAAUGUUUAUUACCAAGCUCUCCUGGCUUAUACUUACGGCUUAGCCAGGAACAAGGAAAAAUGGAGUUUCUUCUUGAAGGAGCUGGACAAAUCUGCUAUAAAAGUUGGUGGCUCAAUGCACUGGGAGCGGAAAGACAAACCCUUGGCAGAAAAAUUCCCCUCUUUCAACUCACGUGCUGCCUCUGCUGAGAUUGAGAUGACCUGCUAUGUGAUACUGGCCCUGCUCCAGAGACCAACCCUGACUCAAGAGGAGUUAUCAUACGUAGCUCAGAUCGUGCAGUGGGUUGCUAAACAGCAAAAUCCGUAUGGAGGCUUUUCCUCCACACAGGAUACUGUUGUCGCUCUCCAAGCUCUAGCCCAAUAUGCGUAUCUCACCUUCUCAAAGGAUGGUAAAAACACUGUUGAGAUCAGCUCUAAUGAACUUCCAAAGAAGAUUUUCCAGAUGGAUAACAGGAACCGCUUACUGCUGCAGCAAGUGUCCCUGCCCAGUGUCCCAGGGAAUUACAUCGUGGAAGUAAAAGGCAGUGGUUGUGUCUAUCUGCAGACAACCCUGAGAUACAACAUCUACCUUCCUCAAAAGGCCUCUGGGUUCUCUCUCUCCGUAGAGACAGUGAAUGGCUCCUGUACAGGCAGCUUCCUGCCAAAGUUUGACCUUGUCCUCUCAGCCAGUUAUGCUGGGAAGCGCAGUACCUCCAACAUGGCCAUUAUUGACGUCAAGAUGCUCUCAGGCUUUGUCCCUGUCAGAUCGUCCCUGCAGAAGCUUCAGAAUGAUCGUAAGGUGAUGCAGGUGGAUACCAGGAACAACCAUAUCUUCUUCUACUUGGCAAAUGUGUCUCGGAAGGAAAUCAGAUUCUCUUUCUCGGUUGAGCAAAACCUUCCUGUGUCUGAUAUCAAACCUGCUUCAGUGCACCUGUAUGACUACUAUGAAACAGAUGAGUACGCUCUUGCUGAAUACAAUACGCCCUGCAGUCGGGGUUCAAGCGAAAACCUGCUAGGAGUCAGGGAAAGGAGAAAUGACAGAUGUGAAAAUGGGAUGUUAGAUCCUCACUGCCCUGAGUGAGUGAGUUUGGCCAGGGCCAUUUCAAUAAAUAUCACACUCCUAAUCACA
Messenger RNA from Chelonoidis abingdonii (Abingdon island giant tortoise), 4553 nucleotides. NCBI's taxonomy places the organism in Eukaryota, Metazoa, Chordata, Testudines, Testudinidae. The record is from RefSeq and is a predicted model, not a curated record.